Molecule: messenger RNA, 2898 nt
Organism: Hippocampus comes (tiger tail seahorse)
Lineage: Eukaryota; Metazoa; Chordata; Actinopteri; Syngnathiformes; Syngnathidae
Gene: slc30a5
Product: solute carrier family 30 member 5
Exons: 15
Coding region: 396-2783 (795 amino acids)
Biological process (GO): intracellular zinc ion homeostasis; zinc ion import into Golgi lumen
Cellular component (GO): Golgi apparatus; cytoplasmic vesicle; membrane
Molecular function (GO): zinc ion transmembrane transporter activity
Source: RefSeq, a predicted model, not a curated record
UGACGUGGUUGUUUAUCGUGUCCGGAAGUGGCUUCGGCUCACUUCUACACAGUCUGGAAGGAUUUUUUUUUCAGUCUUGUUAUUGGAAAAAACGCUGUCAAUCUCCCUUAAACGGUUAUAGCUCCUGUUUACACCUUUAAAAGACGCGUUAGAACUCGAAGAGCGAACACUACCAGUGUUACCGCUAUUCCACCUGGUUAUCGAGCUCGAAGCUAACCUUGGCGGAAAUCACCUUUUCUAUGCUUUGCUCCUCAGCGAGGAUGUUUUGAAUUGUUUCGAAUUUUGAAUGCUGUGGCUGCGUCUCAUCGCUAAAUGAGCGCCAAGUUAAAUACACGUCAUAGAUAGCAGUAAUGUUAUAAGGUUACUCGGGAUAUCGUCAAGCCGGCCGGCUGAAAAUGGACGAGAAAUACAGCAACAACGUCCUUUCUGGAGGACAACUAGGGAUGGUUGAGGUUCCCAAUUCCAGGUUAACCAGGUACAUAGUGUUGCUGGUCAUCUCGAAGAUCUUGAAGGCCUUGGGGAUCUUUGAAUCAUAUGACAUCCUAAAGGUGGUUCACAUUGUGCAGUUUAUCUUCAUAUUAAAGUUAGGGUCGGCCGUUAUUUUACUUGUUUUUCAAAAGCCUUUUUCCUCUGGAAAAAUCAUCUCGAAAAGACAGUGGAUAAAAUUACUAAAGCACAGUGUUUUCAGCUGUAUCAUAUCCCUACUGGGCUUUUUUGGUCUCACUCUCUGUGGACCCCUGAGGACAUUGCUACUUUUUGAGCACAGCGAUGUGGUGGUGAUUGCUCUCCUUGGUGUCCUCUUCACCAGCUCAGGAGGUGGGCCAGCAAAGACUCGAGGCGCCGCUCUCUUCAUCAUCGCAGUGAUUUGCCUUCUCCUCUUCGACAAUGAUGAUCUCAUGGCCAAAAUGGCGGAGCAUCCCGAGGGACAUCAUGACAGUGCGCUAACUCACUUCCUGUACACCGCCAUUGCGUUUUUGGGGGUUGCGGAUCACAAGGGUGGUGUUGUGCUGCUCGUAGCCUCUCUGUGCCUGAAGGUUGGCUUCCACACAGCCUCCAGGAAACUUUCGGUGGAAGUUGGUGGGGCCAAGCGCCUCUAUGCCCUGGACAACCUGGUGUCUGCUGCGGUACUGCUGCCCUGGGUCAUAGUGCUGUCUGCCACCACGGAAAGUAAAGUUGAGUCGUGGUCUGCUCUUAUCCCGCCUUUCGCCAUGAUCAUCUUCUCUGUGAUGAUCCUCGAGUUUUACGUGGAGGCCAUCUGCAAUACCAAGAUGGAGGUGCAGCGCUGCGCCCGAUACGGCGCCGCGGCUCUCUUCUCCAGCGCCCUGCUCCUCGCCAACUUCUGGACUCACCCGCUGACCGACCAGUUGCGCUCCAUGAGUAAGCCGCCGCAGCGGAGCAGCACGGAGCACGUGCUGUCUGGAGGGGUGCUCGUCAGUGCCGUUUUCUUCAUCUUAUCAUCCAGCAUCCUCUCCUCCCCUUCAAAGAAGGGUCAAAAGGGCACCCUGGUCGGUUAUUCCCCCGAAGGGACUCCUUUGUACAACUUCAUGGGUGACGCCUUGCAGCACACGUCGCAGUCCCUGCCGCGCUUCAUUAAAGAUUCCUUGAAACAGAUCUUGGAGGAGUACGACUCGAGACAGAUCUUCUACUUCCUGUGUCUCAACCUGGCGUUCACCUUUGUUGAGCUCUUUUAUGGUGUUUGGACGAACAGCCUGGGACUGAUCUCGGAUGGCUUCCACAUGUUGUUUGACUGCUCGGCUUUGGUCCUGGGCCUGUUUGCCGCCCUGAUGACCCGCUGGAAAGCCACCAGGAUCUUCUCCUACGGGUAUGGCCGUGUCGAAAUCCUUUCUGGGUUCAUCAAUGGACUCUUCCUGAUGGUCAUCGCCUUCUUUGUCUUCAUGGAGUCGGUAACCCGCUUAGUGGACCCUCCCAACAUAGACACGGACAUGCUGACCCCGGUGUCCGUUGGCGGCUUAUUGGUCAACCUGGUGGGAAUCUGCGCUUUCAGCCACGCUCACUCCCACGGCGGCAAAAGUUGCUCGGGGCACGACCACGGCCAUUCGCACCACGGCCAUUCGCACGGCGACCACGGCCACGGAGGUCACGGCCACUCUCACGGCGGACACGGACACGGCGGGCACGGGCAUUCCCACAGCUCGGGCGGCGGGGGCAUGAAUGCCAACAUGAGAGGUGGGCUUGCCUGCGCCGCCGUCACGUUUCCCGGGGGGCCCGGAUGGAAUCCUCCCGUCUUCUCCACAGGUGUUUUCCUUCACGUCCUGGCCGAUACGUUGGGCAGCGUCGGCGUGAUCAUUUCCACCCUCCUCAUUCGGCAGUUUGGCUGGUUGAUCGCCGACCCCAUUUGCUCCCUCUUCAUCGCCACGCUCAUCUUCCUCAGCGUCAUACCUCUGCUCAAGGAUGCUUGCGAAGUGCUUCUGCUGAGAAUUCCCCCAGAGCAUGAGAAGGGACUGAACAACGCUCUGCAGAAGAUUGAGAAGAUUGAAGGAGUUUUGUCCUACAGGGACCCUCAUUUCUGGAGACAUUCGGCCAACGUGAUCGCAGGGACCAUUCAUCUCCAAAUCAUGUCCGAUGUGGUGGAACAGCGCAUUGUACAGCAGGUGACGGCCAUUUUGAAAGAUGCGGGAGUGAAUAAUCUGUCAGUGCAGCUGGAGAAGGACGCGUACUUCCAGCACAUGUCUGGGCUCAGCACGGGAUUUCAGGAUGUUUUAGCGAUGACCCAACAGAUGGAGUCCAUGAAACAUCUGAACGAUGGAACGUGUAUCAUGUAACGUCCAUCUCUGGGACCAGUUGAAAUUGUAUAGAUGCCGAUCAUUUUUCAAUGGAAGUGUACAGCGUGUGUGGGUGUGUUUUGAAUAAAUCAGGUUGUAGUCAUUUUUAUCCGUA